Lasiosphaeria miniovina is the source of this 1275-nucleotide messenger RNA. RefSeq lists its product as uncharacterized. The transcript has 4 exons. NCBI's taxonomy places the organism in Eukaryota, Fungi, Ascomycota, Sordariomycetes, Sordariales, Lasiosphaeriaceae. Bases 305 to 955 code for a protein of 216 amino acids. The record is from RefSeq and is a predicted model, not a curated record.
CGUUCAGUAGUGUCUGAAUCAGCCACAGGCCAAUCACCCGAUCAGCACCGCGCACCCUGAUUGCUGGAUUUUUGACCUUGGAAGGCCACGUUGCCAUUUUGGCGCUCGCAGUGGAACUCUCGAUUGACCAACCCAUCACUUACUUGCCAGGGUGGGCAGUUCCACUAUUACACGCUCUCGUGCAAUUGCAUGCAAGGUCGACAAUGUUCACUGGCAUUGCAUAUGUCAUCUACAACACCCUCACCUGAGGCAGCCGUCAUGUUCGCCUCCUCAUCUCUCGCGUCAAGUCCACGCUGGCGACACCAUGUUGGCCAAAGACGACGCCGACCCCCGUCGUGACGGCGGCGGCGGCGAAUCACAUUCCCAAGAUGAGACUGAGCCUGCGAGACCGAACCCUUCAUGGAUGGGCCUUGCCCUUCUCCAAGCCAUGGCGGCCGUCGACGUGGCAACCACCUCAAGGCCGCGGCAUCUGGAGAUCCUGUCGACCUGGCUCCUGACCCUCCCCCUGUGCAUCUGGAGCGCCCCCCAUCUCAACAUUCCUGAGCACGGUAAAGGCGGGAAGCAGCUGUGGAGGAAGACACGCUGGCUUAUUGUCGGCCUUGUGGCGCUCGAAAUUAUCGCCUUCAUAGCCUUGUUGCAGAGGUCCGAACAAAAGAAACCCUGCGCAAGCAUGGUGAACGGAUCGGACGCAGAGACAGAGCUAUGGUCACCUGUGGCAAAGCCUAGCAUGUGGAGACUUUUGGUCCUGCUGAGCAUCAACCCACCAGGUGUUGAGGAUGACCCGUCAGACAGGUCACGGUCGAUCGAACUCGAAAGGGCCAGCUCCCACAAAUUCGCCCCUCGAGGGGGGCGGGCUGCUGGAGACGGGUCACAUACGGUUCACGACUACAACAAAUGGAGCCCGACAGAGUCCUUGUAUCAAAUCGAUUAUCUCGCCGAGACGUUACCCACCUAAACAUGGAUAACACUCGGAGCACCUCUCUGCAGAACAAUCCACCCCACCCCCUCAAAAGAUGGCAACGGCGUUCGGCGGCGACGCAACCAGGCCCGGGUGGUUUAGGGGCGCCGAGGUUAGCAGGAAGCUGUAGCGGCCCGUCUUGCGGCAGUACUCGCCCAGCGCCUUGAGGUCCCAGAGCUCGCCAAUCGGCGUGCCGAACAUGUUGAGCAGGUACGGGUGUAGGACUAGCGGGUUUCCGGCCGGCGCGUCGCCCAGCGACCCGUCGGCAUUGACGGAGGGCAGGGCCUCGAACCCGUGCGCGUCGCCCGCGACGGCUG